AUGGGUAUUCUUCGCCACGGAGUCACCUUGCGACCCCUCACUACCUCUGCUUCCAAAUCCAUGUCCGCUACGACGAUAUCGAGACUACCUUUCUCGCGGAGUCUAGCAGUAUCCGGUGCCAGGAUGGCUUCGAGUUUUAUUCCUGGCGAGCCAGACCGUCCCGUGCUGAAGACGGAGAUCCCCGGUCUGGCAUCCAAAGAAUACAUCACCAAAUUAACUCGGGUCUUCGACACCCGAAGUUUAAACAUGCUCGCCGACUAUACCAAGAGCGUGGGGAACUACAUCGUCGAUCCGGAUGGGAAUGCUCUGCUCGAUGUUUACGCUCAAAUUGCCUCGAUACCUGUCGGGUACAACAACCCGGUUCUCAGGAAAGCUGCCGAAAGUCCGGAAAUGGUGACGGCACUCAUCAACCGACCUGCUUUGGGUAACUUCCCUUCACACGACUGGGCCGAGGUCUUGGAGACUGGUAUCCUCAAGGUAGCACCCAAGGGACUUAACCAGGUCUUCACGGGCAUGGCCGGAUCGGAUGCGAACGAGACGGCCUUCAAAGCAGCCUUCAUGUGGCGACGUCAACGCGACCGGGGCGGCCCCGCCGUCGAGUUCACCGAGGAAGAGUUGGAGUCCUCCAUGCUGAACAAAUCCCCGGGCGCGUCCGAGCUCUCCAUCCUGUCUUUCAAGACCGCCUUCCACGGCCGCUUGUUUGGCACCCUCUCCACCACCAGGUCGAAGCCCAUCCACAAGCUCGACAUCCCCGCCUUCGACUGGCCCCACGCUACCUUCCCCCAGCUCAAGUACCCCCUCGAGGAGCACGCCGAGGAGAACGCAAAGGCUGAAGCCGACUCCCUAGCCGAGGUCGAACACCUCAUCAAAAACUACCACGUGCCCCCCGCCGCCGUGAUCGUCGAGCCCAUCCAGUCCGAGGGCGGCGACAACCACGCCUCGCCGGCCUUCUUCCGCGGCCUACGCGCGCUGACCAAGAAGCACGGGGUUCUCUUGAUCGUCGACGAGGUGCAGACAGGCGUGGGCGCGACGGGCAAGUUCUGGGCGCACGACCACUGGGACCUGCCCGAACCGCCCGACAUGGUGACGUUCAGCAAGAAGGCGCAGACGGCCGGGUUCUACUACGGGGACCCGACGCUGCGGCCCAACAAGCCCUACCGGCAGUUCAACACGUGGAUGGGCGACCCGGCGCGCGCGCUGCUCUUCCGCGCCAUCAUCGAUGAGAUCCACCGGCACGACCUGGUGGGCAACACGGCGCGCGUGGGCGACUACCUCUACGGCAAGCUCGAGGCCCUGUCCAGGAAAUACCCGGGCCAGUUCGCGAACCUGCGCGGCAAGGGCCAGGGCACCUUCAUCGCCUUCGACAACCCGGACCGCGACGGCUUCCUCAGGAAGGCCAAGAAGUUCGGCGUGAAUAUCGGCGGCAGCGGCGAGACCGCCGUCCGCUUGAGGCCCAUGCUUAUCUUCGAGAAGCACCAUGCUGAUAUCCUGGUCGAGGCGCUGGAGAAGGUCGUUUCGAGCUGA
Daldinia caldariorum is the source of this 1524-nucleotide messenger RNA. RefSeq names its product 4-aminobutyrate aminotransferase. The coding region runs from base 1 to 1524 and encodes 507 amino acids. Gene Ontology annotation, biological process: GABA catabolic process. The record is from RefSeq and is a predicted model, not a curated record. Gene Ontology annotation, cellular component: mitochondrion. The transcript is spliced from 2 exons. NCBI's taxonomy places the organism in Eukaryota, Fungi, Ascomycota, Sordariomycetes, Xylariales, Hypoxylaceae. Gene Ontology annotation, molecular function: pyridoxal phosphate binding.